AUGAAAGGGUAUAUCUUGCCUCGUUCUAAGAUGGUGAAUGCGGAUCUCGGCAGGAUUAUCAAUUCGGAUGAGGUGCAGUCCGUGGUAAAGCCGAUCAAGAAGGAGAACAAGAGGGCACCAUUGAAGAAGAAUCCUCUCAAGAACUUGAAUGCCAUGUUGAAGCUGAACCCAUACGCAAAGACUGCUAAGAGGAUGGCUAUUUUGGCCGAGGCACAACGUGUUAAGUCUAAGAAGGAGAAGCUUGACAAUAAGAGGAAACCCAUUUCUAAGGUAUAUCAAUUCUUCUUUGAUUUAGUAUUGGUCGUUAUUGGGUUUCGGAAUGAUGAUAAUUGCAAUUUUCUAUUCCAUGGACAUGUCAUUGGAAUUAUAUGUUCUACCUGA
Molecule: messenger RNA, 381 nt
Organism: Hibiscus syriacus
Lineage: Eukaryota; Viridiplantae; Streptophyta; Magnoliopsida; Malvales; Malvaceae
Product: 60S ribosomal protein L4-like
Exons: 1
Coding region: 1-381 (126 amino acids)
Biological process (GO): translation
Cellular component (GO): ribosome; cytosolic large ribosomal subunit
Molecular function (GO): structural constituent of ribosome; RNA binding
Source: RefSeq, a predicted model, not a curated record